CAGGCCUACUGGCGACCAUUACAGCGUAUUGGAGGAUUUCAGAUAUCAUUCGUUAUAGAAUAUCUAAUAGUUUAAUAUUUUUGUUAUCGAAUAUUCGGUGACAAUGCCUUCUCUGUUAUUCUGUGGCCCCAAACUGGCCGCGUGUGGAAUUGUGCUGAGCAUUUGGGGAGUUGUAAUGCUGGCGAUGCUGGGGAUCUUCUUCAGUGCAAAAUCUGCUGUGCUGAUUGAGGAUGUUCCCUUCACUGAGGAAGACAUCCGUAAUGAUAAAAAUCCACCCCAGGCGAUCUACAGUCUGUAUAACCAAGUGGCCAUUAACUGCUUCAUUGCAGCUUCCGUCUACGUUGGGGUUGGUGCGGUUUCCUUGUGCCAGGUCCGUCUAAACAAGCGCCAAGAGUACAUGGUGACAUAAGCUGAAGAUUUUAAGCAAUCCAUCAAAUCUUCCGAUUAUUUAUUUGCAGUUUAUUUAUGGAAUAGAUAAUUAUUUAUUAUAUUUGAUUAUUCCAACCAACCAACCGACAUCCUGACCAACAGAAAAACCUGUGGUGUGUUCUCAUGCAUGGUUGUAAUGAUGCACUGUUUUUUUUUUUUUUAGUUUCACAUUCCAAAAGAAGACUUUGGGGGAAGGUGGGUGGGGGAUAAAAAGCAACUGGUAGUGAUAAAUUACUGUACAUUGUAAUAUUAAACAUGGUAGUGUUGGUCUGGAUGCUUCCUUGUUUAGUAACUUGUGGCUUUUGUUUAUUGAGAGUAAAGUGCAGUAUUUAAAUCUGUGGUAUGUAACUUUAGGUAAUAAAAACACCAUUUCAACCAAUGUAA
Trichomycterus rosablanca is the source of this 813-nucleotide messenger RNA. RefSeq names its product ribonuclease, RNase K b (gene rnasekb). The coding region runs from base 104 to 409 and encodes 101 amino acids. Gene Ontology annotation, biological process: nucleic acid metabolic process. The record is from RefSeq and is a predicted model, not a curated record. Gene Ontology annotation, molecular function: RNA endonuclease activity. The transcript has 3 exons. NCBI's taxonomy places the organism in Eukaryota, Metazoa, Chordata, Actinopteri, Siluriformes, Trichomycteridae.